AUGACAGUUGUUAGAACAGGCUUACGGGCUGAGCGAAUGGAUGAACGUGAUAAUCUGUUGCAAGACGAUCAAGAUGUUGUCUCAAGUGGUGAGCAUGAGCUGGAUUGGUUGGCCUCGCGCCUCCAUCACAUCAAGUCAUUCAGUGUUUGUCCCGCGAAUAAUCCACCUGGGCAAACAACAGAGACGAGGUUUGAGAUGAUUUUACAAGAGGUCAUCAUGAAUCGUGAGAAAUUGAGGAAACUGGCAGGAUCUCACUGGGACGAUACAGCAAUCCGCACUUUGGCACGUAACUUGGGGCGAGCGGCGCAGGAACUGACCAUACUCAUAAGCUCCUGGUGUGACAAAGAAGUUUCAACCUUCAGCAUUUAUAUUCCCAUUAAAAUUGAGAGACAAGGUGGUCACCAAACAGUCACAGGAACUUGGAAAACUCAGUUGAUCAUCGGGAAGAUCGCGGAAAUCGACUCGUGGGAGGCCAUACUGGGUCUUUACGUAUGGUCUUUGAAACAAUCUAACCGUGACCUGGAAGAAAUAUCUCAGAAUGAAUUCUUUCGAGCGUUUCGUCCCAAAGACAUUACUCCUCACCAGGCACGGUUGUUACACCGGACGUGGACGGACAACAGAUCGAUUCUCGACAAAGAUCCAUCAACAACGAGAUAUUUUUUGAACGAAAGCCAGACAAUUGGGCAUUUCCAACUGAAAACGAACAAUCAAGUGGCUCAGGAUAUGCCUCUGGUUACGGUUUCUUCAAAUAUAUAUGCACUGGCCGCUCAAAAUAUGUAUAUGCACCUGCUUUGUUCAAUGCUAGAGUCUCUAUCAUCUAUUGGAGGCCAAACCCAGGUUACGGGCAGUGACAAGAGCAGCUACAGGGUUUGCAACGACCGAGUUGAGGCACUUGUGAGUGUGUUUGUCAAAUCAAAUUUGGGCGACUAUGGAGAAGGCAUGACAUGUAUUCUUCAGACAUUAUCGGAUAGAUCGCUGAUUUCCGGUAUCUCAUCUGGUUUGCCUGAUGUUCGGCAGAGCAUGGAGCUUUUCUCCUCAAAAGGAUAUCAUAAUGGGCUUACCAAUCUUCUUACAAUGAGCGAAUGGUUAUGUUCUUUAACUGACUACGAGGAAGUUCAGCCAUCCAUUGUCGAAUAUGCACAUAUCUGUCUGAAAGUUCUUCUAGAACCAGAUAUCGCUGCAAGGGAGCUGGCAGCCGAACGGAUCCUAGCCAUUGUGGAUGUUAACACCAAUGGGAGUACAUUCUAUCCGGUAUCAAAGUAUUUGGACCUCGAGAGCGUACCUUCGGACGUUUGGUGCAUCGCAUUUCGAACAGAGAUAUCUUGGAUGGUAAUUCAUAUGAUCCAUUAUCUAUCGAGACGCAAUCCAGGGCAGCGAACGAUGGCCAUUUUACAGGGAUUGAAGGAGAAGAUUGGAACUAGGACUCCAAUGCCCGAAGUCUAUGACGACUUGCAAGCUGCUCAAUUAUCGCGGCAAACGUUCCUGGACAUCUGGCUCGGGUCAGACGUCGGGUGUUCGACAAAAAAUGACCAGCCAUCCCAGCUCGCUCUUGAUUGGCUUGUUCAAAAUCAAUUCCACAUCAUGCUAGAGUUGCUGAUUAUCAGAAUGGUCAACGAUCUGGGCGAGAUGUAUCGGCUGCUGGCAGUGAUCGUAUAUGCGAACCAAAGAGGCUAUACCGAAGUCAUGCGUUUGCUGCUACUUCAUGCGGAGCGGACGAAACGAAAGGACGAUAUCAUAAUUGAACUAUCUAGAGAAGGAAAUACGGAGGCCUUAAGGGCAUUCCUUGAAAAGAGUAACUCCAGCACCAUCACCAGAGCUCAUGAAACCGCCUUUUUGAUUGCCGCGCAAGCAGGACAUCAUUCAAUGUUGGAGUUUUUGCUUGAAAUUGGUCUCAACGUGAACUUACAAGAUGAAAAUGGAAAGACUGCCUUGAUGGAAGCUGCCAUGAAUCGUGAUAUUGCGAGCACUGAACUCCUUCUUUCACACAAUGCGAGUAUAGAUCAGAAAGACAACUUUGGGGAUACAGCUCUCAUACUUGCUGCCGAACGCGCUUAUCUACCUAUUGUUGAGCUUCUUGCUAGGGAAGGGGCUGAUAUCAAUAUGAUGGGCUCUCAAGGCAGGACACCGUUGAUGGCAGCAAUCGUGAGACAAGAGCUGCCCCUCGUCAAGUAUCUUUGCACUGCAGGAGCUGAUCUUAGCAUCAGUGACCCUGAUCAGUACAGUGUGCUGGACAUGGCUGCUCGGGCAGGGUUCAAUGGUCCUUGGCUAGAGGGCCAUGCAUAUUUGAGUGCAGCGGGGGCAGAAUACAGUCGUGGUCCCUGA
Messenger RNA from Talaromyces amestolkiae, 2322 nucleotides. RefSeq lists its product as uncharacterized. Gene Ontology annotation, molecular function: protein binding. The record is from RefSeq and is a predicted model, not a curated record. Gene Ontology annotation, cellular component: nucleus; cytoplasm. The transcript has 2 exons. Lineage: Eukaryota; Fungi; Ascomycota; Eurotiomycetes; Eurotiales; Trichocomaceae. The coding region runs from base 1 to 2322 and encodes 773 amino acids.